CCAAAGGCUGGCUCAUGUUGAUCCGAGAUCCAAACAUCUGGCACUCUCACCUCCUCGAGCUUUAAGCGAUCAGUACAGUACCCAAAGCUUCUGAGGGAGCAAACACAAACAUGAUUUCCAAGAUCAAUUGGAGAUGACGCGGGAAACACAUGACCGGUGUCCGACUCCUGCUGACUCCAAUCCCGCCGAACAUGGCGGCCCAGCCCGAGUUGAGACCUCAAUCGAGGCUCCCGCACUGGAGCACGCCGAGUCGGUCCCAACGCCACCUCCUACUCCUUCCGGGUGUAGGACCAUCGACAGUGAUGGGGUUGAAUUAGACGUCUCCUCCCCCAAGCUACGGCUGUUCAAGGGGAGGUUGUACAUCGCCCUACCAAACAUUCGCCCGCCCUGCCUGAAAGAAGAGGAGACAACCCGUAUCAUCAAGCGACUCGAGAUAGAUUUGGAGUUCGCCGCUGGCAAGAUAAGGAGUAAGAGCCACCGCAAGCAUUCACGUGAAAGCACCUGGAUGAUCGACAUGCGCAUGUCCGGAGAGUUGGAACGAGGCUCUACCAAGGUCAAACUCAAACCGUGCAUCUGGAUCUUCUGCGGGAGCAGGUGGUGCCGCAAGAUCAUCGAGAAAGAUAUCAAGAAGCUCAAUUGGCGGCUACCGUGUGGCCUGAAAAUUGUGGAUGAGGGAGGACCUUUUGCGUUUCUAGCAGCAAGCGAAGAAGGCUCAAGUGUGGAUGAUUCGGAGGGUCAGGAGCCAUAUUUGACUGACCAUCGAAACGAUACCUCGCACUGUGCCACCUCCUUCGACACUCCCAAUAGCUUGGAAGACCCAAACUAUCAUGAUUCCAGGAAUGAAACCGAGUACUCUCGUCAUCCCGGUUUUGAUUGCCAUCGUCGGUCGAUGACGAGCGCUCACAGCCCAGCUGGCCCAGGCCAGCGAUCCAAAUACAAUUCAAAGGCCAACGUCUACAACACAAUCCACCGCCAAGAAAGGGAAACGAGCCCAUUCUUGCUACCGUGCGAAUUCUCCAUGACUGGAUGCGACAGGGUAUUCCACAGAGAUGAGGACAACGAAUGGAUUGCACAUAUCAUCGGCCACCUAAGGGAUAUCAUUCCGCGCAAGCUGCGCUGUUGGUAUUGUGUCAAACACACCUUUGACGCAGACAUCACGUCCGAUGGAAACAUCCGAAUCAACUUCAGGAUCCGAAUGCAGCACAUCCGCCAACACAUCCUGUUCGAUGAAAAGCCAGUGUCCUGGGCGCGACUGGACAUGUCUGUGGUCAAACAUCUGCUGCUCCACAAAUUCAUCGACGACAAGACCUUCCAUCGCCUUUCAACCGGGUGCCUCGCGAUACACAACGGUGAUGAGAGCUUGAGGCUCUCCGACGACAUGUUCCUAGAUUUCCAUGUGCAGGAGAGCGACGCGGACUCGUCGAUCGGCUUGACAUGCCGCUCUACCACCCGCAGACACAGUUCAAUCAUCUCGACAAGGUUCUCACGGAUGGGCGGCGUGAUCAGCAUCACACGAGGCUCUGAGACGACGUACUACGGCGUCACUUCCGGCCACGGCCUUGUCUGUCAGAUACUUGAAGAUACAUCCAUCAGCACCGACGGAUCAAACGACUUGUCCGAUGAAUCAUCGACAAGCUCAUUCUACGACGGAGACUCGGGCUCCGACAGGGAAUCACAAGAAAACAGCAACCAGAUUCACUAUCCAUCACCCACGGGCUCCCAGGAGAAAGUCGAAAACUGGAUGACUGCAAACGACGGCUUAGUGGCGAGUUUUUCUAACUUGCGUGCCGACUCAGUCGAUUGUCGCAUGAUCUCUCGCGAGGCGGAUUCCAUCGGCGAUAACAAAAUUUCUGGCGACCUGGCUCUCAUAAAGAUCCCCACCAGCACUGCCAAAGUUCUUCCGAAUGACUUUGUUGACCCAACAGCAACAGGGCCCAAGGGCCACACGGCAAGGGGGGAAGGGCACAGGUGUCCUGCCUCAACGGAGACUAGUGAUGACGACAAUAAGGUAUUCGUGCUAUUGGGAAAGUCAAAAUCAGUUGCAGGAUGUGUAGUUGCAGGGACGGUUCAUUUCAGUGUCAGGGGCAGGAAAAUCGAAUGUGCCAGGAUCAUGCUUUCGGAAGAGCUUGGGCUCGGGUCUUCAGGCUCAUGGGUUGUCCAAGACGAUGUCUUGUACGGAAUGGUCAUCGCACUCACUCCCAUGGACGGCUGCGCUCUGAUCCUACCUCAAAGGCGGAUGUAUGCCGACAUACAGGGAUUAUUUCCGGACGCGACCAGUAUCUUGCUCAGCUCGGGUGUGCCCGACGCCGUCCGACGCAGGGGACUGCAAAAGGCCCCAGUAGAGCAAGUCAAUCUCAAACCACAGCUGAGGGCCGGGAGAGGGAUUCGGGAGAGGAAGGACAAGGUGAAGGAGAAGGAACCAUGCUAUUUUGAGCCGUGGCAGAGGGUUCCUGGGUUAAGUAGACAUGGGAAGACGGCUAUUUUAGUGGAAAUCACCACUAAUUCGAGUGGUACGCGCAGAAGACGGCAUCCACAGAGUCGAUACUACCCCUAGGUGGCCACGACCAGAGACCACCGGGCGGUGCUAGGUACGUGCAGGGCAGCGCACGCGUUCUGUGGGCCUUGUGUGGGUAGCUACGAGUCCCUCUGUUCUAAACACACCUAUAGAUAUCCGAAGGCAAUCACUUUUACUACCUGGGUAUACUAUGAUCAAACAUGUGGUUUCUCUUCUAUCCGUUCAUAUAGUGUUGUGGAGCUACAUGCGGUCCCUUAGUGGUAGUGUCAUCUAUAUCGCUAUUAAUAGUGCAGGUAGCGUGUGCUCUUAAGUUGACACUUGGAACGCCCGCCCUAAUGGCAACGGCUGCAUCAAGCUUCACUACACACGCAACAGAUAACCAACCGCCCUGAGAACAAAACAAAUCAUAUUGAAAAAAAAAAAGACCAAAAAAACUCCUAUUUCUGAUAUGAUAUUUUGCCCACACACCCCGGAAUAAGCCGGCCCUGUCCAUGCACACACAACAACACAAGCCACCGCACUCCCCCCGAGUUUCAAAC
Diaporthe batatas is the source of this 3054-nucleotide messenger RNA. RefSeq lists its product as uncharacterized. NCBI's taxonomy places the organism in Eukaryota, Fungi, Ascomycota, Sordariomycetes, Diaporthales, Diaporthaceae. Bases 134 to 2554 code for a protein of 806 amino acids. The record is from RefSeq and is a predicted model, not a curated record. The transcript has 2 exons.